AUGGGGAAUCAGAAAGGACUUUUAAAAAUUAAAGGAAUCAGAAAAGAUGCAGUUGACAAGAUUAUCGAAGUAGCCUCUAAGCUUGUGCCGAUGGAUUUUAUCAGUGGUAAUGAACUCGAGGCCAAUUGCAAGGCAACCAUUCAUAUAACUACAAGAUCAAGACAGCUUGACAAUAUAUUGGAAGGUGGAAUUGAGACAGGUUCUAUCACUGAGUUACAUGGUGAAUUUGAAACUGGGAAGACUCAAUUGUGUCACACCUUGUGCGUGACUUGCCAGUUGCCACUAGAUAAAGGAGGUGCUAAGGGGAAAGUUAUGUACAUAGAUACAGGGGGCUCAUUUAGGCCUCAACGACUCUCACAGAUAGCAGAUAGGUUUGGAUUGGAUGGGUCUGAUGUAAAGGGAAAUGUCACUUAUGUUAGAGUGAAUAACACUGAUCAGCGAUCAGAAAUGCUCAUCUCUUUGUAG
This is a messenger RNA of Abrus precatorius (Indian licorice), 465 nucleotides long. RefSeq names its product DNA repair protein RAD51 homolog 1-like. Bases 1 to 465 code for a protein of 154 amino acids. Gene Ontology annotation, biological process: DNA repair; mitotic recombination; chromosome organization involved in meiotic cell cycle. Gene Ontology annotation, molecular function: ATP binding; DNA strand exchange activity; ATP-dependent DNA damage sensor activity. Gene Ontology annotation, cellular component: condensed nuclear chromosome. The transcript is spliced from 6 exons. Lineage: Eukaryota; Viridiplantae; Streptophyta; Magnoliopsida; Fabales; Fabaceae. The record is from RefSeq and is a predicted model, not a curated record.